AUGGAGUGCCAUGUUUGGGGCAAAGAGUUUAAGCGCAAAGGCCAUUUGACCAGUCACUUGACAAGGCCAAACCCUUUGGCUGCAGCUCCUGUGGCAGACAAUUUUCUCCAUGGCUUGUCUCGAGCGUGCGAGAUCAAAGCAACACUGCCAGGUGAAAGAAGGCAAGACCCUCAGACCGAAGGACAUGAUGGUUCGAGGAUGAACGAACCCGCAGCGGAAGAAGACGAGAGUCUUAAGGAGCUCCGCGUUGAUGACAUGUCUCAAAACUUCAACCUGGGCCAGUUCGAUGACGAGAGCGUUGCAAUAGAUGCUUUGUGUUUCUUUGCAAUUCAGUUUGCUGGUUUGAGCCAGGGGUUGAAGAUGAGCGCGCAGAGGCUGGUUUAUGGGAGCAACUACCCAUUCACACCUCCCCAGGCCGUGGAACGUGUGACAAAGCAGGCUGAUGCUGAGCUCCGGCGGUGUUUUAGUGAGGCUAAAGUGCAGGGAGUUUGUCACGCCAAUAUCGCCUCUGUUUUGGAGUAG
Fusarium vanettenii 77-13-4 is the source of this 522-nucleotide messenger RNA. RefSeq lists its product as uncharacterized. The record is from RefSeq and is a predicted model, not a curated record. The coding region runs from base 1 to 522 and encodes 173 amino acids. Lineage: Eukaryota; Fungi; Ascomycota; Sordariomycetes; Hypocreales; Nectriaceae. The transcript is spliced from 4 exons.